UCGGCUCAUAACACCGUAGCUCCCAACUGCUGCCUCUUUAGCUGCGUUUGGUGUUUGCUUUUGCCCGAGUCCACCUGGCCCUCCAUUUCAUUACCUCAAUUAGAGUGAUUAGGAUCUAAAAUUGCCUGUGUCGGCUCGGUGAUUGACAGCAAUUGGCCACUUAGGGAGGAAAGCUGAAGACGCAGAGUGCGUUGCUCAGUGGCUUGUGUAGUGAAACGGGUUUGUAUGCCUGCUGCUGCGUUUGUGGGUGUGUUUGUUUAUCCUGGCGGGAUUUCUGCUCGGAGAUGAGAACAAUCCUCCAGGAUGUCUGUAAAAAGUGCAAAAAGUGGACCAGAAAGCAGACCCUCUUCUGCUCUCAGCACACCUACACGAGGAGGGAGGGCUGUAACAGCUGGAAAAUUCAAAAACAAGGCCCUUCAGCUAAGCCUCUCCAAGAAGUUCUGCACCAAGUCACCAUCCUCCAAGGAGAAGAGUCCUGAAGCAGCGGAGGGGAGUCGCAAGGGUAAACGAAGCCUCAGCAACAGCUCAGUGGUGGCAGCGGCCUACAUCUCCUUCCUGAACAAACUUUUUGGACAGGACAGGGAGCUGAUGCCGGGGGAGAUAGAUGAGCUGCAGGAGGCCUUUAAGGAGUUUGACUAUGAUGCAGAUGGAUUCAUCCAUUACAAAGACAUUGCAGACUGCAUGAGGACCAUGGGCUACAUGCCUACAGAAAUGGAACUCAUCGAGAUCAUCCAACAAAUCAAGAUGAAAUGGGGAGGUCAUGUAGACUUUGAUGACUUCUGUGAGCUAAUGGGGCCGAGGAUGCUGUCUGAGACAGCUCACAUGAUUGGGCUAAAAGAGCUCCGCUGUGCCUUCAAACAGUUUGACUGUGAUGGCAAUGGAAAGAUCACACUGGAGGAGCUGAAGGAGGGCAUGAAGACCCUCCUUGGGGAGAAGCUGAAGAAAGGGGAGCUGGAGGAGAUCCUCUGCGAUAUUGACAUCAACAAAGAUGGCAGCAUUGACUUUGAUGAGUUUGUGAUGAUGCUUUCUGCACGGUGACCUCUCAUGGAAGAAGUGGAUUGAGAAGCUGUGCCACCACCACGCUCUACUUCCGGCUGUUGUAAUCUCGUUUCUGAGGCUUUAUACAUUUAAUGGCUUGAUUUAAAAUCACAUCAAAUCUUAGAUGUCCCUUUGUAGACAGAAUAAAAGCCGAGGUUGUGUGAGUGCAGUGGGUAAAAGGUGAGUUAUGCA
Molecule: messenger RNA, 1230 nt
Organism: Nothobranchius furzeri (turquoise killifish)
Lineage: Eukaryota; Metazoa; Chordata; Actinopteri; Cyprinodontiformes; Nothobranchiidae
Gene: cabp4
Product: calcium binding protein 4
Biological process (GO): regulation of voltage-gated calcium channel activity
Cellular component (GO): cytoplasm
Molecular function (GO): calcium ion binding; calcium channel regulator activity
Source: RefSeq, a predicted model, not a curated record